GGGAGCAGGCACCCGCCUCGCGGCCCAGCCUGUACGCCUUCCCUUCCCGCUCGGGGUUAAAGCGGGGUGCUCCAGCCUGGGGAAGGUGCGAAGAGAAAACAAUGACCCUCCAGUGGGCGGCAGUUGCAACCUUUCUUUAUGCCGAAAUAGGACUCAUUUUAAUCUUCUGCCUGCCUUUCAUUCCUCCUCAGAGAUGGCAGAAGAUUUUUUCAUUUAGUGUCUGGGGUAAAAUUGCAACUUUUUGGAACAAGGCUUUCCUUACUAUUAUAGUCCUGUUGAUUGUCCUGUUUCUAGAUGCUGUGAGAGAAGUAAGGAAAUACUCCUCUACUCAUACCAUUGAGAAGAGCUCAACCAGCAAACCUAGUGCCUAUGAACAUACGCAGAUGAAACUUUUUAGAUCUCAAAGAAAUCUGUACAUUUCUGGAUUUUCAUUAUUUUUUUGGCUAGUGUUGAGACGUCUGGUUACACUUAUUACUCAGCUGGCAAAAGAACUGUCAAACAAAGGAGUACUUAAAUCUCAUGCAGAAAGUACUAAUAAGGCUGCCAAAAAAUUCAUGGAAGAGAAUGAAAAACUAAAACAGAUCUUGAAAAACUAUGGGAAAGAAGAUGAACACAUUUGGGAAGCAGAAAAUAAAAAACUAAUAGAAGACCAGGAAAAACUGAGAAUUGAAUUAAGGAAGGCUUCAGACGCCCUUUCUAAGGCACAAAAUGAUGUGAUGACAAUGAAGAUACAGUCAGAGAGACUUUCAGAAGAGUAUGAUCAACUCCUGAGAGAACACUCUCAACUUCAGGAUCGUUUAAGAAAAGACAGUAAAAAAGGCCUAUGAACUUUAUAAAAGAAGAUCACAAUACCCCGUGUCAAGAUGACAAAUUUGUUAUUGUGUUAGCCUUUAGAAAAUUUAAAAUUCAGUUCAGAAAAAUAGAUUGACUGGCUAAGAAUUUUAUUUUAAUGCCACACAUAGGUUGUAUCUUAAUGGCAUUAUUAAAAUAUUUGAUGAUGUUUCAGAUAUAUUGUAAAGUCUGUAUUCCAGCUCUUACAAAAAAUAUAAGCAUGUUAAAUACCGUAUUUACACACUGGUAACAACACUGGUGUGUGGUGACUAUUUUCUAACAAAGGAGAAAUUUAUUAGCCAGUUACUUUGGAAGUUAGAUUUUUCAGAUUGCAUGAAACCAUUAAUAGCCUUGAAAGCUUUGAUGAUUUUUCAGUAAUAAUAAUAAUAAUCUAUUUAAUGGGAUGAUGAUAUAUUUGAAUAUCAGUAUAGUAUUUGUUCAUGGGGCAAUUAAAUAGGGAUAAAUGAUUAGAACUAACUACUGUAUUUAUAAGAAAUAGCCAGAAAGAACAAAGAAUGAAAACAACGACCUUGGUUUUUACUUUAAUAAGAUAGCUAUAUUGUUAAUUAUAUUUUUGUUACUGUGCUUCUGCACCUGUUGAACUGGUUUUUUGUUGACAGUUAUAUUAAUAACAGUGAGCAUUCUACCUUUUCAAGUUCAUCUAGGAAUGAGUUUACAUUGAUGUGCAUACUGCCAUAGCACUGAAAUGAACUUAUUUUAUAAUAAUGUGGAAUUCUUAAAAAGUUAAUGUAUAACAUAUCCAAAAAACAGUGUUUCUCUUGGUUGUGAGAAUUAUUGAUUAUACAGAUAUUACCUCAAAUACACAUACCUGGUGUCACA
Messenger RNA from Tupaia belangeri chinensis (Chinese tree shrew), 1671 nucleotides. RefSeq names its product B cell receptor associated protein 29 (gene BCAP29). The record is from RefSeq and is a predicted model, not a curated record. Gene Ontology annotation, cellular component: endoplasmic reticulum membrane; endoplasmic reticulum. Gene Ontology annotation, biological process: endoplasmic reticulum to Golgi vesicle-mediated transport; intracellular protein transport. Bases 102 to 827 code for a protein of 241 amino acids. NCBI's taxonomy places the organism in Eukaryota, Metazoa, Chordata, Mammalia, Scandentia, Tupaiidae. The transcript is spliced from 8 exons.